AUGGGGCCGAUGGACCGUCUUUACGACUCUGACCCGGCAAAAUGGACGAAGGCUUUCCAGGUCAACGUGUUGUCGCAUCUAUACACGUUCAAAUACGCUAUCCCUCAUCUCCGGCAAACAGAGGGAAAGGUCGUCUUCACGACAUCUGAUGCCGGUAGAGCCGUAUUUCCAGGUUGGGGAUUUUACAGCAUGUCGAAAACAGCUGUGGCGUUCGAGGUACAACAGCUUCACCUCGAAGAGCCUUCAUUGAUCGCCAUUGGCCUGAGGCCCGGACUCUGCGAUACUCCGAUGCUUCGUGGGGUGAUGGACGGUACAUAUGAAGGAUGGUCACAGGAAGACGCGGCUGCUUUUAAGAACAUAUCCGCAGGCCACGAACUGAUUCCUCCCAAGGUUGCAGCCAAAGGAUUUGCUUAUGCGGUUGCCAAGGCAUCACGAGCACUUUCUGGGUUUGUUUACGACUGGAACGACCCUCAGAUCCAAACAUUGAUAGGGUAA
Messenger RNA from Exophiala oligosperma, 495 nucleotides. RefSeq lists its product as uncharacterized. Gene Ontology annotation, cellular component: intracellular anatomical structure. Bases 1 to 495 code for a protein of 164 amino acids. NCBI's taxonomy places the organism in Eukaryota, Fungi, Ascomycota, Eurotiomycetes, Chaetothyriales, Herpotrichiellaceae. The record is from RefSeq and is a predicted model, not a curated record. Gene Ontology annotation, molecular function: oxidoreductase activity, acting on NAD(P)H, oxygen as acceptor. The transcript is spliced from 3 exons.